Molecule: messenger RNA, 474 nt
Organism: Didymodactylos carnosus
Lineage: Eukaryota; Metazoa; Rotifera; Eurotatoria; Philodinida; Philodinidae
Source: the annotation of a GenBank genome assembly
AUGACAGACAUAAAUACGAAUUUAAUUGUUUAUUCAGAUUUAAUAAAUGUGUGUACUGAUGUUUGUUGUUUAGAUGAAACAAAAAUGUUAUUUUAUCACAUUCCAUAUAUAACCGACUUCGACAAUGUAAAUUUAUAUGAGGAUAAAAGAUUUAUACAAACAAGAGUUGUCGAAUUUCAACCAUCAAUUACCGGUCAAUUUACUAAUGCUUUUAAACUUUUUAAUCAUAAACAAAAACCACGAUUUGUUUAUAUUACUGAUUGUGAUCAAAUGUACAUUAUUCAUAGUUGUGAUUGUGAAAAUAUAGAUUAUGAAAUACAUAAAAAUUAUAUUCCAUCGACAUAUGCUUACGUUAAAAUACCGAUGGCAAGUGGAUUGAAUUAUAAAGAUGUGAAACCAUUUGAUCGACGAUGGCUGACGGAUAAUAAGGUUAUUUUAUGUACAGCAGAUCAUACAGUCGACAUUUAUCGUUAG